Messenger RNA from Alternaria ethzedia, 1083 nucleotides. RefSeq lists its product as uncharacterized. Lineage: Eukaryota; Fungi; Ascomycota; Dothideomycetes; Pleosporales; Pleosporaceae. Bases 1 to 1083 code for a protein of 360 amino acids. Gene Ontology annotation, molecular function: oxidoreductase activity. The transcript is spliced from 3 exons. The record is from RefSeq and is a predicted model, not a curated record.
AUGCCUUCCGCCAUCGUGAUCAGACAAGUCGAAGGCAAGCCAGGCAAAGUCUACUACCCACUCGAGAAGAUAACCGUUCCCGAGCCCAAGCCCAAAGAAAAUGAAGCCCUCAUAACGCUCACCGCCGCCGCGCUCAACCACCGCGACCUCUUCAUCCGCCAACACCUCUACCCCGGCACAACCUUCGGCGUGCCCCUCCUCGCAGAUGGCGUCGGCAUCGUCACCUCCGCCGGCGCAUCCCCCUCCGCACAAUCAUGGCUCAACAAGCGCGUCUUGCUGAACCCGGGUACGGGCUGGAAGGACAGCAUGGACGGUCCCGAACAUCCCAAGGGGUAUGCGAUAAUGGGCGGCACGAAGAGCAAUCCCGUGGGUACACUACAAGAUGUCUGCGCGCUUGACGCCAGUGAGCUGGAGGAAUGUCCCGACCAUCUCAACGACGAGGAGGCUGCUGCGCUGCCCCUUACCGGGCUGACGGCGUGGCGCGCGUUCUGGGUUAAGAGCGGGAAUGCGAUGCCAGGACGGAAUAUCCUCGUCACGGGCAUUGGAGGCGGUGUUGCGCUUAUGGUGUUGCUGUUCGCUGUGGCACAAGGUUGCAAUGUCUACGUGACGAGCGGGAACCAGGACAAGAUUGACAAGGCGGUCAAGUUGGGUGCGAAGGGAGGUGUUAUCUACAAGGAGAAGGAUUGGGAUAAGAAACUUCAGGGCAUGCUGCCCACGGAGAGGAAGUACCUUGAUGCUAUCGUUGAUGGCGCGGGCGGUGAUGUUGUUAAAGUGGGGAGUAAGAUACUCAAGGCCGGCGGCGUCAUUUCCAUAUACGGCAUGACCGUAUCCCCUAAAAUGGACUUCCUCAUGUCAGCCGUGUUGCGCAACAUCGAAGUCCGUGGCUCCACCAUGGGUUCGAGGAAGGAGUUUGCUGAUAUGGUGCGCUUUGUCAAAGAGAAGAAGAUGAAGCCGGUGGUCAGUCGCAGUGUGCAUGGUUUGGAUGUGGAGAAGAUUGAUACCCUGUUUGAGGAUAUGAAGAGUGCGAGUCAGUUUGGUAAGUUGGUUGUUACGCUGGGGCAGGGUAAGGCGAGUAAGUUGUAA